GUUAUCUCCAUAACUCUCUAGACGAAGACUUCAAUGCAAUAGUUUGGCGCCGGCCUUGAACCAUAAAUUCUCUUCGGAUUUUCUCCAGAAAAUCACAUUAUUGUUCAAACUCUGGUACUUUUGUUUGUCUUCAACCUGUUCCCGUUCAAGAAAAAGAAGAUGAGAUAUCAUCAUCUUUUAGUGACUGCGAUUAUAGUUAUUUCGCUUUCACCGGUGAAGACUUCAGCUCAUUUCUUCCCCAACAUAUCGUCAAUCCCGUCAGGGUUACUCCCCAACUCCACCAACAAGAGCGCGUGGGACGCCUUCCAGAACUUCACUGGCUGUCGUCGUGGCGACAAGAUCAACGGCUUAAGCAAGAUCAAGCAGUACUUUCACUACUUCGGUUACAUUCAACAGCUGCCCUCAAACACUACUGACGACUUUGAUGAUUCGCUGGAAUCGGCCAUUAAGACCUACCAAAAAAACUUUAAUCUUGAACCCACCGGUCAACUCGAUAAUCAAACUGUUCAAAAAAUCCUACAGCCCAGAUGUGGCAAUGCCGACAUAGUCAACGGUUCAACAACUAUGAACGCAGGCAAACCGGUCUCGUAUAACAUCAGUCAUCUCCACACAGUUGGCCAUUAUAGUUACUUUCCCGGCACGCCCCGUUGGCCAUCAAACCGUCGUGAUCUAACGUACGGGUUUCUACCACAGAACCAAUUGACUGAUGAUACGAAACAAAUUUUUGCAAACGCCUUCGCGAAGUGGUCACAGGUGAUCCCGAUGAAUUUCACACAAAGCGACGAUUACACCACCGCGGAUAUCACGAUCGGGUUCUACACCGGAAAUCACGGUGACGGAGAGCCGUUUGACGGAGUUUUGGGAACGUUGGCACACUCGUUUUCACCCCCUAGUGGAAUGUUCCACUUGGACGGCGCCGAGAACUGGGUGAUCUCCGGUGAUGUUACAACAUCGACGGUGAGUUCAGCGGUUGAUCUUGAAUCAGUUGCCGUUCAUGAAAUUGGACACUUGUUGGGAUUAGGACAUUCGUCGGUUGAAGAAGCUAUAAUGUACCCAACAAUAUCUGCCAGAACCAGAAAGGUUGAAUUGGCCAGUGACGAUGUAGAAGGAAUACAGGCCUUGUAUGGAAGUAAUCCAAAUUACAACGGCACAGAUGCGACCUUGGUUCAGCAGAGGGAAACUAGUAGUGGGGCCUACAUUGUGGGUUCCUGGUGGGGUUUGACUGCUUUGGUGGCGGCUGCGGUUUUAGAUAUUCUUUUGUAUUGAUUUUUUUUUUUUUUUUUCAAUUCGAUGAUUUUGUAUAUGAAAUUUUAUUGCCUGAGAUUUUUUAUUUUGCUUUCAUAUUUGCUUAUGGAAGAAAUCAACUCUAUGUCCUGAGUUAAGCUAUUAAGCUUGGCCUUGGACUUGGAGAUAUAGACAUUAAUUUUUCGUGAUUUAUUUAUUUUUAAUUUAUAUUAUAGUUUUUAUAAUUAGAGUUCCGAUAUUAUAGGUUUCAUAACCUUUUUCCUGUUUAGUUUUGGUCUGAACAGCAGCUUGUAUUAUAACCUCUUGUUUUGUGUGGAAGAAAAUUUAUGAAGAAUUAGAGACAUUUUGUAA
Mangifera indica (mango) is the source of this 1596-nucleotide messenger RNA. Its product is annotated as metalloendoproteinase 2-MMP-like. Gene Ontology annotation, molecular function: metalloendopeptidase activity; zinc ion binding. The transcript has a single exon. The record is from RefSeq and is a predicted model, not a curated record. NCBI's taxonomy places the organism in Eukaryota, Viridiplantae, Streptophyta, Magnoliopsida, Sapindales, Anacardiaceae. Gene Ontology annotation, biological process: extracellular matrix organization; proteolysis; collagen catabolic process. The coding region runs from base 160 to 1266 and encodes 368 amino acids. Gene Ontology annotation, cellular component: extracellular matrix.